Messenger RNA from Phytophthora nicotianae INRA-310, 546 nucleotides. RefSeq lists its product as hypothetical. The record is from RefSeq and is a predicted model, not a curated record. The transcript has a single exon. The coding region runs from base 1 to 546 and encodes 181 amino acids. Lineage: Eukaryota; Oomycota; Peronosporomycetes; Peronosporales; Peronosporaceae.
AUGGUGUCAAGCAAGACGAGCUUGUCACUGCAUGUGGCAACGAUCGAGCAGCUACCACGAGGGACGGCACUGAAUGCUGCAAGAACGCCGAUCACCAAAGACGCUGCUCGAGCUGCUCCAUUUCCCAACGAGCCCGCAGACGGCAACUCUACUAACACCAAUGAAGACGCCCCCUCUGUGUCGGGAUGCACAGCCUCCACUAACAACGAAGCUGCGCGUAGAGUAUCCAACGGUACCGAUUUGGCAAGAAAGGCAGCCCAACGUGUCAGUGUUUGGAAGAAAUCGGAGCAGGAGCGGCGAGGUGAGGAAGAGCGUGCUCGACAAGCCAAACAAGAGCAAGAAAAGCGCCGACUGAACCACGCUGCGCAUGCCAAACAACGUCGACGUGCGGAAAUCUACGCGUUGAACGCGCUCUUGCGACAACUGCAACAGGAGAAGAUCGCGCGAUUCAUUGCUGCCCAGAUGCAGGUUCAAGAAGCUCAAAAGGACCCAAGUCUGGCUAGUAUGACCGCUACUCUUGUCCAGGUGGAAGCCGUAGGAGUGUAA